Coffea arabica (coffee) is the source of this 2133-nucleotide messenger RNA. Its product is annotated as rop guanine nucleotide exchange factor 1. Lineage: Eukaryota; Viridiplantae; Streptophyta; Magnoliopsida; Gentianales; Rubiaceae. The record is from RefSeq and is a predicted model, not a curated record. Gene Ontology annotation, molecular function: guanyl-nucleotide exchange factor activity.
ACACCGCUGAGUCAGCCCCCAUUCCGUUUCCGUUUCUGUCUUCAACCUCAGUUCAUCAUCCACCCACCCAAGCCUUUUCCACUUGUGUGCUGCUGUACUAGUAAAAUUUGAAGCUUUUCUAGGCUAGAAAAGCAAAUCUACAAGAGCAGAGCAAAAAUGGGGAGUGUGUCGUCGGAGGAAGGCUCUGAUCAGCACCGCCGGAGGUGCUGUGGCAGCUACAGUUUGAGUGCCGAUGUCAGUGAGUCAGAGAGUUCCGGCUGCUUCCCCUACCACGACGACACUGCCUCCACUACUUCCUUACGUUCCUCUCCGGUUCCUAAUUACCGCAUUCCUCACAAUAAUGCCCUCCCCAACCCCGGAUUCCUCCCUCCGACUCUUAUCUUUCCGGGCAUUCACGCCAAGGAUAUGAUGCUUCACCCUCACAAGCGCGAUGCCCCUUUGUCCGAAAUCGAGAUGAUGAAGGAAAGAUUUGCUAAAUUGUUACUUGGUGAAGACAUGUCCGGGGGUGGCAAAGGAGUUUGUACGGCUCUGGCUAUCUCAAAUGCCAUCACCAAUCUCUCUGCAACGGUAUUUGGGGAACUAUGGAGAUUGGAACCAAUGGCACCUCAGAAGAUGGCAAUGUGGUGUAGAGAGAUGGAGUGGAUUCUGUGUGUGAGUGAUUCAAUUGUGGAGUUUGUUCCCUCGAAACAGCAGCUUCCUGGUGGCGGGAUUUACGAAGUAAUGGAAACUAGGCCCCGGUCUGAUUUGUACAUGAAUCUCCCUGCUCUCAAGAAACUUGAUGCCAUGUUGAUUAGCAUUCUUGAAGGGUUUCAGGAUACAGAGUUUUGGUACGAAGACCCAGGGAUAAUUGUGGCCGACCCAAAUGAAUGCGGUGGUGCCUUUUCAUCAUCUGUAUCCAGUGGGAGGCCUUCAAUUAGGCAGGAAGACAAAUGGUGGCUUCCAUGCCCGAAAGUCCAUCCUAAGGGGCUAUCUGAAGAUGCAAGGAAGAGGUUGCAGCAGUGCAGAGGUUGCACGAAUCAGAUACUCAAGGCAGCCUUAGCAAUAAACAGCAAUGUACUUUCUGAAAUGGAGAUUCCUAGUGCCUAUUUAGACUCACUGCCCAAGAAUGGGAAAGCUUGUCUGGGUGAUAUGAUCUACCGUCAUAUAGCUGCUGAUCAAUUCUCGCCUGAAAGUCUUCUGGAUUGUCUAGACUUGUCAUCUGAGCAUCACACAUUGGAAAUAGCAAACAGAAUUGAAGCAGCUGUGCAUGUUUGGAGCCUGAAAGAUAGGAAAAAGCAUCCGAAUCGUCAGAAAUCAAAGCGUAAAUCUUGGGGUGGUAAGGUCAAGGGCCUGGCUGCAGAUGCUGAGAAGAAUCAAUUUCUGGCACAACGGGCUGAACUGCUCUUGCAUAGCCUGAGGCUUCAUUUCCCUGGUCUACCACAAACCACAUUAGAUAUGAACAAAAUUCAGUACAACAAGGAUGUCGGGCAGUCAAUCCUGGAAAGCUACUCAAGGGUAAUGGAGAGCUUGGCAUUCAAUGUGAUGGCAAGGAUUGAUGAUCUCUUGUAUGUAGAUGAUGCCACCAAGAACUGCAAUGCAAUAGGAUCUGUGUCCUUUUUCAACAGGGGAGGUUUGGGUGGUCUUCCUGUCCAAAUGCAAAUCUCACCGAGUCCAUUCUCCGUUCAGUGCACCCCUUAUACUUCUUCCUUUGCAACGCCAUCAUUCUGUUUAUCCCCUCUGGUCAGUGGUAGCCCCGGAAGAGCUGUUUCGCCACUGCAUAAGAAUAGCUAUAGGGAUCCACGAACCGUAAGUAAGACAAAGUGAUACAUGCUAACUUGGGUAACUUGUGGUCUUAUGCUGGAAGCCUCAGGACUAUAGAAAUGCUGUCACUCUAUAAAGAAAGAAACUUGCUGCCCUAUUUAUGCUGUUAGUGGCAGAGCAGGGAGAUUGAUGAGAGCCAAUUAGCAGAUGGAAGGAUUGAUUGGACUUGGAUACAGUGAUGCAGCCAAGGAAUUCUCUAAAACCUUACAUAGCUGAGGCAGAGUAAGUUUAGGCCUGAUAGAGUUGCCUACUAAAUUGUACAAUUAAAUCUGAGGAAAAGACAAGAUCUAACUUUGUACUUGUUUUGGUGUCGAGGACCAAAUUCCUCUCAGA